GCAGAGCUGCCCUGGGCGACUGGCAGGCCGCCAGAGAGGACGCCGGGCAGGCCCUGGGCAAGCCAGGGGGCCACCUCAAGAAGGCGCUCUUCCAGAAGGCGCGCGCGGAGAUGCGGCUGCAGCUGCCGGAGGCCGCCGCGGACACGCUGCGCCUGGCCGCCGAGCGCGGGCUCGGCGACGAG
This is a messenger RNA of Prorocentrum cordatum, 182 nucleotides long. NCBI's taxonomy places the organism in Eukaryota, Dinophyceae, Prorocentrales, Prorocentraceae. The record is from the annotation of a GenBank genome assembly.